Musca vetustissima is the source of this 3085-nucleotide messenger RNA. RefSeq names its product acetylcholinesterase-like. Gene Ontology annotation, cellular component: septate junction; tricellular tight junction; cell surface. The coding region runs from base 76 to 3000 and encodes 974 amino acids. The transcript has 6 exons. NCBI's taxonomy places the organism in Eukaryota, Metazoa, Arthropoda, Insecta, Diptera, Muscidae. The record is from RefSeq and is a predicted model, not a curated record.
ACAACAAAAUAUAACAAAAAUACUCCCACUAGAUUAGAGAAGAAAAUCAGAAGAAAGAUAAAAUAUCGUGACAAAAUGAAAUUCGUUUGUAACGCUUCAAUGUUAGGCUUAAUUGUAGUUUUAGUAUUAAAUAUAGAGUUAAGAGGAGUAGAGGCACAGACACGUGAUCCAAGAUUUUACUCCAGAGUGGGUGUUAAUGAUUAUCAAUGGCCAAAUCCUGGAGAUCCUGAUUACAGAACAUAUACAUUCAAUGAUCGGCGUUAUGGACACUAUCAGCCGAAUGGCUAUGGCGACAAAUAUCCUGGCAGAAAUCCACCUGGCCAGUAUCCACAGGGCAUGCCAAAUGAAGAUCGAUUUCGUUUCGAUCCGAACAAUCCCAAUGAGGGACAAAUACCAUUUCCUGGUAUAUUGGCUGGUUGGCGUGAAGAUUUACAAGGUAAACAGCGACGUGAUUCUUUAACAUUGGAGCGUGAUGUUUUUGUCACCACUAAUUAUGGUCAGGUGCAAGGCUUCAAGGUGUACAUGUAUGAUAAUCCAGAUCCGAAAUCAUUUUAUCGACCAUAUCAUUCGACUGUGGAUCGUAGCAUGGGUGAAUGUUCUGUAUUUUUGGGUAUCCCAUAUGCCAUGCCACCAACAUUCGAAGGGCGUUUUAAGCCACCUCGAUUGCAUAGAGGCUUUCAAUUGCUGCAAGCUGUUGAUUUUGGGCCGGCAUGUCCUCAGCCGGUACGUUAUACAGGUGCUACCAAAGGCAUUAUGGAUAUGGAUGAAGAUUGUUUAUAUUUGAAUAUUUAUUCACCAAAGACCGGUGCUGGGGUGGCUCAAAAAUAUCCGGUAAUGGUUCACAUACAUGGCGGUGAUUUUGUACGUGGAGCUUCAAACCUUUUCCAAGGUCACAUCUUGGCAUCAUUUUAUGGUGUUGUGGUUGUUACAUUCAAUUAUCGUCUGGGAGCACUUGGUUUCCUUUCGACAGGCGAUGAAAAUUCACCCGGAAACUAUGGUAUACUCGAUCAAGCAAUGGCCCUAAAAUGGGUUUAUGAUAACAUUGAAUUUUUCAAUGGUGAUCGUGAUUCGAUAACGCUUUUUGGAUCUGGAGCUGGUGCAGCAUCGGCUGGAUUACUUAUGGUAGCUCCACAGACUAAACAUAUUGUAAAACGUGUUAUAGCUCAAUCUGGAUCGGCAUUAGCUGAUUGGGCUUUAAUUCAGGAUAAAUAUAGAGCUCAAAAUACAAGUCGCGUUUUUGGCCAGUUGUUAGGCUGCUCACUGGAAUCCUCAUGGAAAUUAGUGAAUUGUCUAAGAACCGGAAGAAGUUUCUAUGAAUUGGGCAAUGCGGAAUUUCCACCCGAUGUGGGCACCUUCCCAUGGGGUCCUGUAUUGGAUCAUAAUUUUACUGUACCCGGUGAUGAUUGGUAUGAUGGUUGGCGUGAAAAAGAUUGGCGUUUCCUUAUAGAUACUCCACUGAAUUUAAUACGCCAAGGAAAAUGCAAUAAAGGUAUACAAUAUAUGACAGGUGUUACAACACAGGAAGCAGCAUUUUUUGUUUCGCAAAAUGAAUCGUUGGCACCGUAUUUUGAAAUUGAUAAUAAAUUUUUCGAACAAAAAAUACGAGAACAUGUUUUCCGUUACAAUUACACACUGAAUCCGAAUGGGGUAUACGAAGCCAUUAAGUACAUGUACACCUAUUGGCCAGAUCCAAAUAAUAGCACCAUUAUAAGAGAUCAGUAUAUAAAUAUGUUGUCCGACUUUUAUUAUCGAGCUCCAGUAGAUCAAAUGGUCAAAGUGCUGUUGGAACAAAAAGUACCUGUCUAUAUGUAUGUUAUGAAUACUACGGUGGAGGCUUUAAAAUUACCCGAAUGGAGAAAAUAUCCACAUGACAUUGAACAUUAUUUCUUGACCGGUGCUCCGUUCAUGGACGUGGAGUUCUUUCCCAAAAGUGCCCAUCUCGAAAGAAAUAUGUGGACAGACAAUGAUCGUAAUAUGAGUCAUUUCUUUUUACAAACAUUUUCGAAUUUUGCACGAUAUGGUCACCCUACUCCUCAACAAGUUUUGGGUUUACAUUACGAACGUGCCUAUCAGGGUGAAAUUCGUUACUUGAAUAUCAACACAACUUAUAACUCGUCGAUAUUACUAAAUUAUCGCCAAACUGAAAGUGCCUUUUGGACACAAUACUUGCCAACAGUAAUUGGAGUCUUUGUUCCGACAUAUCCACCCACCACUGAAUUCUGGUGGGAACCAAAGGAACCGCUACAAAUAGCAUUUUGGAGUAUGUCUGUAGCGUGUUUCUUUUUGAUCGUUUUAGUUUUUAUCUGUUGCAUUAUGUGGAGAAAUGCCAAGAGACAAUCUGAUCGUUAUUAUGAUGAAGAUGUAUUCAUUAAUCACGAUGGCACCGAAUACGAUCAUGAAUCUCGAACUACCGGUGUUGAUAAUACCAAUUUAGCUGCAAAUCAUCAGGUGAUGCGAUCACGUGACAACCUCUACGAAUAUCGAGAUUCUCCAUCAUCGAAAACGUUAGCCAGUAAAGUCCUAACGGAUACCACAUCAAUACGAUCUCCCAGUUCAUUGGCCACAACACAAAAAACAAGUGGCAGUCAAUCUUCAUUGAAAUCUGCAAUAUCGCUUAAGGAAAGCAAUGGCGGUGGUACUCUAUCGCCAUACUCGCGACCUCCACGUAGUGAAGCUACUGUUGCACCAGCAGCACGUGUAAUAACGAAUGGUGUUGCGGUUGCUUCUUUGAAUCAACCUAAAUCAGUGGAGGAGAAACGUUUAUUACAACGUGAACCCAUACCAUUGUCAUCUACACCCGUUCCCGUGGAACCAACUUAUAAGCCGGCAUCAAAACCAUUACCCAGCAGUCGAAGUACAACACCUGUACCAAGUGCCCGUUCGACAACGACAACUACAGCCACAUUGUCUUCCGGCAUAAAUGUUCAACCAUUGGUUGGUAUUUCGAAAUCACAAUCCCGUACUCAAGUUAUAGAAGGUGUGCCGCAAACAUCUGUAUAAGAAAUCGCUCUCUAAAUAUUACAAUAUCAGAUAAAGUAUCAUCUAUAGAUAUUUUUUCCGCUACUGUUACAUUUAGAGAGGGAGA